Messenger RNA from Misgurnus anguillicaudatus (oriental weatherfish), 3254 nucleotides. The record is from RefSeq and is a predicted model, not a curated record. NCBI's taxonomy places the organism in Eukaryota, Metazoa, Chordata, Actinopteri, Cypriniformes, Cobitidae.
UGCAGUAGUAUGUUGUAGGUGGGAUAAAUGAACGGUGGCUGACCGGUCACACUGUGGGUGUGUCUUGUAGUCUCUCAGUCUGAUCUCAGGUCAGAUCUCAGUUGGAGAAACACUGAGUGACUGAAUGAUCGCUGUGGAUUUACGGACAACACUUUCAUUUACUCGCUUUACAUCUUCAGCUGAAGGUUGUGUUGAAUAUUCAUCUCACUUCCUUUAAAUCUCAAAGACUGUUGAGUUGAACCCCGCAGGAGAAACACCUUCACAUCUAACAUCAUCUCAUCUUAAAAUGAAGACAAUCACGAGGGUUUUAACUCUUCUUCUGUUUAUCACAACAUCAGAUACCAGUGCGGUCUGUGAACCGAAGGAUGUACAGGGAAAUAGGAAUGAUUGGAUCGUCCUGCAGGAAAUGCCUCUGGGAUGCUGGACGGACUUCAUUACCAAGGACAAAGAACAAGUUCACAUUCUUAGCCUGUCUUUUCAACAGGGGAUUCCCAUGUUCACCCUCAAUAUAAGUGCAUUGAAUCAGUCUGUGUUGAUUCUCACCUCCACCUCUACACAGAAAAUCACAAUCCUCGUCUCAGACAAUCCAGACGUCAAAAUCUAUGUAACAAAUGGAACUUCAGUCAGAGUUUACAAAAGUGAUGGUAAACUUUUUGAACCACAAGAUGCCCCGUAUACAAGAGAUGAUUCUGAACUUCUGAAAUGGGCAAAUAAUUCGUUUGGAGGAGUCACGUCCUACACCACAGCACACAAUCCCCAAACCAUUACUUUUACAGGGGUUAAAGGAACGGGUCUGCCCUCCAUUUGUGACCUGCAGCCGGAAGUGCCAACACAUAAACCCUUGAUUGAUCUGGAUGCCGCCACGCCAUCAAGCCAUCUAAAAUCCUGUUACAACAAACAUUCAGCAGAAGAUUUGCAUGUUAUCAAUAUACCAGACAAUGUCAUGAUACGUCGUGUUUCUUUGAAUUUGUCGUCGGUAUCUAAAGUUGUCCUGAGAGGUCCACCGAACACCACGUGGGAACUUCCAUCACAUUAUUCAUUUAAAUUCCUGACCAACAAUCCAGUGAUGUUGAAUGGAACAAAGGUGCCUCCGAAUAGGAAUCUUUCAGAUGAUGUGGAAGGUCUCAUGCAGAAGGUCUUUUCUCAUUUCAACACCACAUCUGUCAGCAGUUACACUGAGAUCCGUCUCAACACGUCUGCUAUAAAGCUGUGGAUCACCAGCAACACGAGCACACCAGUUGAGACGCCAGCAAAAGUGACUGUCACCCCCACAACACCCAGUCCUUCAGAGCUUCAUAUGGAGAUGCAGUUGUUCUCGUCUCCAGACUACAGAUCUCCUUUAGAUCCCAGCAGUAAAGUUCAAAGUGACAAGAUACUCUACGCUGAGAUUCAGAUCUCAAGUCAGAUUUUAGGACCUUUAUCCUUCACCAUCAGAGUCAGCAAAUGUUGGGCGCGAUCUGUAUCCAUGGUGAGGAACAUGCCCUUUAAAGAGGAGACGUGUCAUGGUAAAGCCUGUCCCAAGAGACUCAGUUUCUCUUUAGAGGAUCUUCAGGAUCUGCCAUCAAGCUCGUGGGACAUUGCGUGCGCCGCCAGAGCUUGUUCUGUCCAGAUUUGUCUGAAAGAAUCUCAGGUGAAGAGGAACCUGCAGGUCAUCCCGUCAUUCAUACCAAACACAAAUCCGUGUUUUGAGUUCGGACUCUCUGCGGUUCUGGGAGUGGCGUUCGGAGGCUUUCUGAUCGGAGUUCUUCUGACCGGCGCUCUGUGGUUCAUUAAAAUCCGCACAGGGCCCACUGGAGCUCUGGAUAUGAGAUCCACGGCAGCCGAGCUGUCAGUUUUUUCUCUGUCCGGAUGCCCGUGCGGUCUGAGCAAACGUCAGCCGGUCUCCACCCGCACAUCCCCGUCUGAAAACAGCAGCGCCAACGCAAGCAUCGGCAGCACUCAAAGCACACCCACCAGCAGCAUGGCGUAACGCCCGACCCGUUUCACAACGACGAAGGGGUUAAAACGAGAGCAUGAAUCAGUCCCGAAAUGUUCCUUUACCUCACAGUCACCGGCUACAGGAAAUCAUCAGACUCCAAGAAGAAAAAGAACCUUGGAUACGGACCACAGGAAAAACAAAGCACAACCUCUUAGGAACUAACAGGAAAUUCAUCACAUUCCUCUGACUGCGUCUCUGUCGUGGAGGCAAACGAAGAGAAAGACAAACAACGGCUGGUCUCCGUGACGCUCCAACUCGACUCCAAGGAACCUUUCACGGUCUGAUUCACAGACAGAUAUCCAGAAAUGAAUCUAAACAUUGGCCAUGGUCUACAGUACAGUGUUUCUUACUGUAGAUGCUGUCUCAAUUGUUUGGGACGUUUUGGGAAAUGGCUACCUCGGAGUGUUUCAUUUGGGUUCAACAGUGACAACAUCUGUGUUAGUUUUACAGACGUGAACCCCCCCAUCCCUUAUCUUUAACUGUGAGUUAUAUCACUUUCAUCUUUUAUACAUCAACUUGAGAAAUUUGUAAAACCGCACAGUCAAAAUGAAAUUGUAUAAAUAUGUAUAAAUAUUCAUUUCUAUUUUACUCGGCUCUUACCUAGUAGUCAUAAUGAACCUCAUCGUUUUUACUGAUUUACAUCUGAUGUAGCUUCUUUUACAAGCGUUCACACUAUACAGUACAUUCAUGUGAAUUUAUUCAUCUCUAGAUGAGUUGGAUUUUCUCUGUUUGUGUUUGAUAAUGUUGUUAAAUGAUGACUUCCCUCAAAAAUGAUCAUAAAAUAAGUCAUAUCACUACAUCUAUUAAAGGAACAUUUCACCCGUAGAAACAUUCAUCUUUAUUAAAAGUGCAUCUAAUUUGUAGUCAAAAUGUAACAAAAAUUUCGAAUUUGGUGCCUAUUUGACCGAGAAAGGGGGUGUUUGUAGUCUCACACCCCCUCAACAAAGUUAUUGGACUUCCUGCUUUCAAUGAUGCAAAAUGAUGAUUUUUACAUCAUUGAAAGAAGGAAGUGCAACACUGGGGUUCUAAUGAUACAAAGCUUUAUGUAAAUGGGUGAAGUGUCCCUUUAAGUCGUUUGGUUUUAUUUUUGAGUGAACUCAGAUCGUUUAACGGCAGAUGUGUGUAAAAUGCCACUUGAGCAUUUGUGCAAUAUCUGUGCUAUGUUUAUAUAAUUAUGUCUGUAUGGUUAUUAUUUUAUAUUGUUAUUUUUAUAUUUACAUCUGUAUUUCUGUGUUCCCAUAAGGGCAAAAUAAUUUUUUAAUUUUUAAAUAUAGAA